Messenger RNA from Fonsecaea nubica, 1212 nucleotides. RefSeq lists its product as hypothetical. The record is from RefSeq and is a predicted model, not a curated record. Gene Ontology annotation, biological process: positive regulation of Ras protein signal transduction; protein phosphorylation. Lineage: Eukaryota; Fungi; Ascomycota; Eurotiomycetes; Chaetothyriales; Herpotrichiellaceae. Gene Ontology annotation, molecular function: protein serine/threonine kinase activity. The transcript has a single exon. Bases 1 to 1212 code for a protein of 403 amino acids.
AUGCCGUUGUAUGUCACAGCGGCCCACUCAUCGCGGGUGAAAAAGCCGGCCAAGAGACCCGCCUCUUCGCACUCUUCCUCUGCGUCGUUCGCGAACCUUCCACGCACCAAACCGCCCGGUCGCAAAGCAAGGCCAAUUAUUGAUACUAUCGACGAUGAGCUGGACGAGGGCGACGAGGGAGAAGAGGAUAGGUUGACUCCUAGCGGCAAAGUCUUAUCCACUGUCUCCGUCGAGCAAGCCAAGGAUGUGUUGACUGCCGUGCAAUAUGCUCGCACGUCCAUGUUUGCAACACUUCCAGAACGGGCGGGAAUGAACAGUGUCCGUAUUGCUGCAGUACUCAACUUCCAGCGGAACAUGCCUGCCAUCGUCUCUCUGGCUCAUGUACAUGCUCUUGUUGCUGCUUCAUCCAAGACUGAAAGGGAGAUCGCCGCCUUGCAAACCGCCGGUAAGCUUCGCAAAAUAAAAGUCAUGGGGCGAGGAAACGAUAUCAGCGGCUUAAGCGAGGUGUUGAUCACCAUGCGAGAUCUCCAAGCCUUGCUGGAGCGGAGCGAUGUCGCACCGGACGUCCGUACAGACUUCUGCGAUGUGCUUCGUCGUUAUCCGCGAGCCGCGUCUAUCCCGUCUCAAGAGCUACCUGCAUCCCAUGUGGCUACACUGACCCGAACUGGCUUCCUUGUAUCCUCGUCAUUGGCAGGCACUCGAAAUCUUUCGUUGGCUGGCUCAUCUCUAGUCUCCAUGCCUAAAGUUUCUCGUGCCGCGUCAGGGUCUUCCGCCGCUGUUGGCGGAGAUGCUGCCUUUGAAAACCUCGGGGGCGUUGGUGCUGCGCGACGAUCGAAAUCUUCUUUUCAUCACACACAAGCCUCACAAGAAGGAGAUUUGACUUUGUCCGUGCCAAACAUCGGUCCGUAUCUGAGACUGUUGCAGACGGGCCGGACGCAUCUUCUCCAACUCCUGGGCAGGUCAAAAUACAAGGAAGCGCCGCUGUAUCUCCUACGUGAGCGGUGGGAUGGCGCGGUUGACUCGCAAAGUAGAGUAUCGACCGCGAAACAAAUCAGGGGAGAAUUCUCCGAAGUGAUGCCAUCCAAGACCAAGAAGUGGAAAGACCUCUACGGCCUCAACUUUGACUGGAUCCUCGAGGAGUGUCUCGGUGCCGGGUUGAUCGAGUUGUUUGAGACUCGUAGUGUUGGGCUCGGCGUGCGUGCAUUGACUUGA